Messenger RNA from Pseudopodoces humilis (Tibetan ground-tit), 1291 nucleotides. The record is from RefSeq and is a predicted model, not a curated record. NCBI's taxonomy places the organism in Eukaryota, Metazoa, Chordata, Aves, Passeriformes, Paridae.
AUGGAGGGGGACCUGGGGGCCCCCAAUGCCAGCGUGCUGGGGGAGCACUCCCUGCUCGUGGGCAGCAGCUGGGUGGCCGCUUUCCUCUGCUUCAUCAUCCUGCUGACCACGGCGGGCAACUUCCUCCUCAUCCUCCUCAUCGUCACCCAGCGCUCCCUCCGCAACACCUCCAACUAUUUCCUGGUGUCCCUCUUCAUGUCGGACCUGAUGGUGGGGCUGGUGGUGAUGCCCCCGGCCAUGCUCAACCAGCUCUACGGCCGCUGGGUGCUCAGGGGGGACUUCUGCUCCCUCUGGGCCUCCUUUGACGUCAUGUGCUGCAGCGCCUCCAUCCUCAACCUGUGUGUCAUCAGCCUGGACCGCUACCUGCUCAUCACGUCCCCGCUCAGGUACAAGCUGCGCAUGACGUCCUGCAGGGCCCUGGCGCUCAUCCUGGCCACCUGGAGCUUGGCAGCGCUGGCCUCCUUCCUGCCCAUCAAGAUGGGGUGGCACGAGCUGGAGUUUGAGGUGCGGCCCCUGAACGUCACGGGGCUGGGGGAUGAGGAUCAGUGCCGGCUGCUGGUCAGUCUGCCCUACGCCCUGGUGGCCUCCUGCCUCACCUUCUUCCUGCCGUCCGCCGCCAUCUCCUUCACCUACUGCCGCAUCCUGCUGGCGGCGCGCAAGCAGGCCGUGCAGGUGGCUUCCCUCACCUCCAACGUGGCCACCACCGACGAGGCCACCCCACAGGUCCCACGCGCCCCGAGCCAGCCCCUGACCGGCAGCGAGAGCAGGAGGUUCAGCAACAAGCACAGCAAGAAGGCUCUGAAGGCCAGCCUGACCCUGGGCAUCCUCCUGGGCAUGUUCUUCGUGGCCUGGCUGCCCUUCUUCGUCACCAACGUGGCACAGGCAGUUUGUGGCUGUGUCCCGGCUGGAUUCUUCGAUGUGCUCACCUGGCUGGGUUACUGCAACAGCACCAUGAACCCCAUCAUCUACCCACUCUUCAUGAGGGACUUCAAGAGAGCCAUGGGCAAAUUCCUGCCCUGCUGCCGGCGCUCGGCGGAGCCCCGGCCCAGCGCCAUCUCCCUGUCCAUGAGGAACUCCAACAGCGGCCCCCGCGCUGCCACGUCCCUCAAGAACGUGCUCACCCUGCAGGCUGACACCGACUCUGUGGGCUCUGGGGCAGUGGGGAGCGAGCCCAAGCUGCUCCCGGCCGGGCCGGGCCCUGGAGCUCGCUCCAUCGGCCUUUGGGAUGCGGAGCCCGCGGACGCGGAGCUGCAGCUCGGCACCCCCGUGGCCUGAGCGCGGCACACACAGC